CUGAAAGAGACAUAAGGAUUGAUGAUAUGCAAAAACUAAAAGUGGUAGAAAACUUUAUUUAUGAGAGCAUGCGGUACCAGCCUGUCGUGGACCUGGUCAUGCGCAAAGCCUUAGAGGAUGAUGUCAUCGAUGGCUACCCAGUGAAAAAGGGGACUAACAUUAUCCUGAAUAUUGGAAGAAUGCAUAGACUUGAGUUUUUCCCCAAGCCCAAUGAAUUUACUCUUGAAAACUUUGCCAAGAAUGUUCCUUACAGGUACUUUCAGCCAUUUGGCUUUGGGCCCCGGGCCUGUGCGGGAAAAUACAUUGCCAUGGUGAUGAUGAAGGUCAUCCUGGUCACACUUCUGAGACGCUUCCACAUGCAGACAUUGCAAGGUCAAUGUGUUGAAAAGAUGCAGAAGAAAAAUGACUUAUCUUUGCAACCAGAUGAGACCAGCGACCUGCUAGGAAUGAUUUUCAUCCCAAGAAAUUCAGACAAGUGCCUCGACCACUAA
Molecule: messenger RNA, 491 nt
Organism: Aethalodelphis obliquidens (Pacific white-sided dolphin)
Lineage: Eukaryota; Metazoa; Chordata; Mammalia; Artiodactyla; Delphinidae
Product: aromatase-like
Exons: 2
Biological process (GO): response to estradiol; female gonad development
Cellular component (GO): endoplasmic reticulum
Molecular function (GO): heme binding; aromatase activity; iron ion binding
Source: RefSeq, a predicted model, not a curated record